AACGGACGAACCGUGACCCGGCCUAGCCACGCAAAUUUAUCGAGCCAAAAACCGGGGAUUGAGUAUUUCCACGCAGGGGUUAAUGCAAAUCGAGUAGCCAAACAAGCCCCCAUCUGUUCUUGCCUUUUUAUUUUGCAAAUUUUCAAUUUUUCUUCCGCUUCCUCUUUCCUCUUCUCCGGCGGCGUUGUCCUUCGCAUUUCUCCAAUCCUCUCGAUUCGCUACUCGAAGAUGUGAAAUGGAAGAGAUCGAGCAGCAGACGAUCAGUUCGUGAUCUACAAGGUCCCGAUUCAGGCUUCUGCGGAUUCGUCCUCUCCGGCAUUCGAUCGAUCGCUGAGGGAGCCGAGGCGAGAACCGAGUCCUCAUGUCAUUCUCAUUCUUCAGGCCUUCGAGGCCUAAAACGCCGCAGGAACUGGUGAAGGCGACCAAGGACAGCCUCGCCGCCCUCGAUACUAAAACCGUCGUUGAAGUUAAAGCCCUCGAGAAGGCUCUGGAAGAAGUUGAAAAGAAUUUUCAGACGAUUAGAUGCAUGCUCUCUGGAGACGGGGAGGUCGAGCCGAAUCCGGAGCAGAUAUCCCAGCUGGCCCUUGAAGUAUGUAAAGAGGAUGUCAUAGCUCUUAUAAUCCUCAACUUGCAUAUCCUGGGAUGGGAGACUAGGAAGGAUAUCGUCUACUGCUGGUCCAUACUGCUAAAACAGAAGGUCGGCUCCACUUAUUGCUGCAUCGAGUACAUUGAAAACCACUUUGAUCUACUAGACUCCCUCGUUAUAUGCUAUGAUAACAAGGAAAUCGCUGUGAAUUCUGGAAACAUGUUGAGGGAGUGCAUCAAAUUCCCCACGCUUGCAAAGUACAUACUAGAGUCUGCAAGCUUCGAAUUGUUCUUCAAAUUUGUAGAGUUGCCUAAUUUUGAUGUUGCUUCUGAUGCAUUUACUACCUUUAAGCAGGAUUUGCUUACAAAGCACGGAGAUAUUGUGGCAGAGUAUCUAGAUGGUCACUAUAAUGAGUUUUUCACUCUAUAUGAAAAACUUCUGACAUCUUCUAAUUACGUCACGAGAAGGCAAUCAGUGAAGCUCCUUUCGGAGUUUCUCUUAGAGCCUCCUAAUUCCCACAUAAUGAAGCGAUACAUCUUGGAAGUCCGGUACUUUAAAGUCAUGAUGAUGUUGUUGAAGGAUACAAGCAAAAACAUUCAGAUAUCUGCUUUCCAUAUUUUCAAGGUUUUUGUUGCUAAUCCUAACAAGCCAAGAGAGGUGAAGGUUAUCUUGGCAAAGAACCAUGAGAAAUUGGUCUCAUUGCUUCAUGAUCUCUCGACCGGCAAAGGUGCGGAUGAUGAACAGUUUGAUGAAGAAAAAGAGCUAAUCAUCAAGGAAAUCGAUAGAGUGUCCCGCCUUCCAAAUCUCGAACACUAGACCAUCAUUCCUGUGAAAGAUCCCUGUUAUCUUAAUUCUUCAUUCUUCAUCACGUCCACGCGACUAUCCUGCCUGAUCUAUCUACUCAGAAUAUGUUCCCGAAGGGAGAGAAAUAGACGUGCAUUGAUGUACAGGAAGAGACUAUGCUUGUUAUGCGUGUGCUUGGCUUUGAGCGACCGUAAUAUACAUGUCGAGCUGCUUCUUGGUGUACGAGUUGAGUUUGGUUUGAGUGGUCAAGCGUUGAAAUCGUGUAAUUAUUACUGUGAUGGAGUUACAUGUUUUUGAUUCUUACUAGUUUUUGAUUCUUAUAUAUAUGGGCUUGUUCUUGGUUAU
Messenger RNA from Punica granatum (pomegranate), 1735 nucleotides. The record is from RefSeq and is a predicted model, not a curated record. Lineage: Eukaryota; Viridiplantae; Streptophyta; Magnoliopsida; Myrtales; Lythraceae.